Molecule: messenger RNA, 1197 nt
Organism: Alternaria alternata
Lineage: Eukaryota; Fungi; Ascomycota; Dothideomycetes; Pleosporales; Pleosporaceae
Exons: 1
Coding region: 243-1091 (282 amino acids)
Source: RefSeq, a predicted model, not a curated record
AGGCCCUGCCUUAGUCCGCGGAGGGCGACCGAAGAGAAGGACCACGCGAUCUGUUACCAUGGUACGGUGAGGAGUAGUCGGGCACGUACCUGGGCGUGGCACCUAAACAGGGUAUCGUAAUUGUUGUGUUUUAAGGAGAGUUUGGUCGCCCGCUGGAAGAAGCAAAACCUGCAUGGCAUUAUCUGCACCGCAUCGAGAUUUAUGGCGUGUUGGCCAUCUUCAAAGCCAACAUCGCCUCUCUUAUGCGAACCUUCACAUCCAGUUUCAGCAUGCUCUGCCAUUCACUCUUGAAGACUUUCAGCUCUAAUGGAGCCGACCACGAAUUUUCAGAUCAUUUCUGCAACAUGUGCCGACGCACCACGGAGUCAACCCCGUCACGGAACUCCAAUGCUUGCGGAUCAGGAACGGCAACAUCAUAUGGAAGUCCAAUGUCUCAUCUGCCUCACACGGUUGUGAACUCGAAUCUUGGUUCUCGACAUGAUACUUUUCGACUACAAUUCAACCGCUUCUUGGUCGAGGAUCCAUCCAUUGCAGUUUUUUCGGUCGGACAAGAAGCACCCAUCUCUGGUGUUUGGCGGGAUGAGGACCGCAGAGGCUGCUACGGGCUCAGUCUGGCAUAUGGGUGGGCGCAAAUCUUUGCCGCGCCGCGUUCUCGAUGCAACGUGACAAUGAGUGUUGGACGUCACUGGACACUUGGAGUGUCGAGCGAGGCGAUCCGGUAUUGGAGCGUUCAAGACGGUGUCAUACUGGUGGACUGGGGUCAGCUCUACGAAAAUUACUUUAAGCAAGUGGAAAAGACGAAGGACCGGCAAAGACCCGGAAGAUUCCCAGGACGGAGUCGUGGACAUGAUGAAGAGACUCUGCCCAACCGGCCUAGGGAACGGGUAACACGAGUCCGUUCCGAUCCUGCGACAGCGCGAUCAACAGCUCACGAGAUUGGUGCACGUUUCAGCAACGGUUUAAGGGUUGUGCGAGAUGCAAUUAGAAGUCGUGUUGGUGAAGGAGGAUCGAAGACAUCAGGGUCGGAGAGAAUCGCGCUUGCGCGUGUUCCCAUACUGUGGACAAACCCAAGUUAUCAAAGGCUACGAUAACGUAUAAUUGAGCGCCGGUAGAUGUAAUAGAGUUCAGGAAUGAGAAUGUCGUUGAUGUUGUCGCGAGAUUGAUGACGUCUGUGUAAACUCAGACGCGUGACGCGUG